CGCCCAGGAUAAUCUAUGAGAUUUGGAGGCCCAAAGAGGCCUUCCAGGUCAACUAGACCGACGUCUCUCACACUGACACUGCCAGACUUGGAAGGUCCGAGACCGAGAGAAGAGAAACCUCGCAUAAUGAAUAUGGAAGAAAACGAAGAAUUGACGAAAGAUGAAGUAGAGCAGCAAGUGUGGAGUUGGGGUGCAGGCACGGACGGUCAACUAGGCACAGGCAGGCUCGAGGAUGAACAUCUCCCUCAGCUCCUCCGCCUACCAUCCCUCCCCUCCUGUGGCUGCGUCUCCAUGCUCGCCUGCGGCGGCGCUCACGCCGUCGCCUUGACUUCGGUGGGGAACGUUCUGUCAUGGGGACGGGGCACAUCUGGUCAAUUAGGCCACGGAGAGAUGGUUUCUUGGUUGCAGCCAAAGCCCAUAACGUCUCUUGAGAGCCAUAAAAUCACUCAUGUUUCUGCUGGAUGGAGCCACUCUGGAUUUGUUUCAGAUACUGGACUCCUUUUCACUUGUGGGGAUGGAUCUUUUGGUCAGCUUGGGCAUGGCGAUUACAGGUCACAUUGCUCUCCCAUUGAAGUCUCAUUCUUUGUUAAUAUGCAUGUCAACGAGAUGGCAUGUGGCAUGCGUCAUUCACUUGUCUUGCUGAAAGACACAGGUUCUUCUGGAAGUGAAGUUUAUGCAUUUGGAUCUGGGAAACGUGGUCAACUGGGUCUCUCCAAUGAUAAAAUCAGGACAGUUAGCUCCCCUCAAAUUACCAGCGGACUUGAAGAUCUAGAAGUAGUAAGUAUUAGCGCAAAUGGUGAUCACAGUGCUGCAUUAUCUGGUGAGUCCACUGGAGUUCUUUUUUGCCAUUUUGGUAAGGCAGAUUAUAUACCAUGUACCAAAUGUUUUGGCCUAGAAAUUAUAUUUUUGGACUUGACAGAUACAGAGAGGCUGAUGUUAAGAAAAAUUUUCCCAACCCGUCAUCAAUUCUGUUGCACAAUAGUCCUUAGUAAUUCUUCUUCUAUAUUGUCUGUUUCAUCAGUUGAUGGGCAUCUGUAUACUUGGGGAAGAGGGUUUAGUGGCACUUCAGAUACUUGUUUUCCUCAGCGUGUACCUUCUGCUUUUCCGUUUACUAAAGUCGCUGUUGGAUGGAAUCAUGCUUUAGUGCUAACUGGUGGUCAUGAGGUUUUUAUGCUUGGUGGCAAUCGACAUGGAGUGCUUUCUGAUUUUGAGAACACCAGUGCCGCAAAGCAAUCGCCUGGAGAAGCUACCAUGGAGAAAGUCCUUGGCCUUGAGGAAGUGAAGGUUGUGGAAAUUGCAGCUGGAGCAGAGCACUCUGCUAUAGUUACAGAGAAUGGAGUGAUAAAGACAUGGGGAUGGGGUGAACAUGGUCAACUUGGCUUAGAAAAUACAAGUGAUCAGACCAAUCCUCAAGUGGUAAGUCUAGGUCACGACAAUCUCAACAAGGAUACAAUGAAAGUCUAUUGUGGCAGUGGAUUUACCUUUGCCAUGAGGACUCUUAGUCUCCAUUCUCGAACCUGCUAAAUGUUGCUUCUGGUAGCUGUUAUCUGCCUAUCUGCCUUGCCAUGUGGAAUGGGUAUUGGAAGAAACAAUAUUUUCCUCAAAGGCUUGAUCUCUGAUUUCUCAAUGGAAAAAAUGACUUAUGAUACAGCUAUAAUCUGGGAGUUUCAGUUUGAUGUGCCAGGUUAACCCUGAUGCUACUGGGGGCAUUGUGCCUGUGAAGUCAAUAUUUUUCUCAGUGGAAAAAAUGACAUGAUACAGCUAUAACCCUUGGAGUACUCGCCUCUGAAGUUUCAGUUGUCAAGUUAAUUCUGCUACCAGGGCGUUCUGCCUUUGAAGUUAAUAAAAAUUUGCAUAUAAUGUACAAUGAAAGAAUGGUGCCUCACCUCUGUAUUAUUGGUUGCACCCUCUUGAACAGUUGGCUAAUAUCAUUGUGGAAAGGGGUCUGUUCUAUCCGCCUAAUUCUUUAGUUUACAUAUCAACUGUUGCAUUUUUUUAUUCUAAUUGUCCUAUGACGAUACUACGCUUAAGUUUGUCUACGAAGAGAAGAGGCACAAACAGUCCCUUUUUUCUUACCAAGAAAAUUAGAGAAACUGAGUUGCAAUGCA
Messenger RNA from Tripterygium wilfordii, 2108 nucleotides. Its product is annotated as ultraviolet-B receptor UVR8. NCBI's taxonomy places the organism in Eukaryota, Viridiplantae, Streptophyta, Magnoliopsida, Celastrales, Celastraceae. The record is from RefSeq and is a predicted model, not a curated record. The coding region runs from base 16 to 1524 and encodes 502 amino acids. The transcript has 7 exons.